AUGUUAAAAGACGAGGAGGCGACUUUGCCCUCCUAUCGUCCUGUUAAAUCCAUUCCCUUCGAACUCAUCCAACACUCCGGUAUCUUCCUGGAAGAAAAACUCUGUGCGCUCCCCCCCUCCUCUGUCAACACCACCGUCGCGCUAACUUUCUCCGCAUUCAAAGACACUCAAGCUCUCGACCUCCUCGUAAACAUCCUCUCCACUGCCACAGAAGCCCCGACUCCGGUUUUCGCUCCCCUGCCGCAGCAUCUUGCCGUGGCCGCAACCUUCCUCGUACACCCGUCCACCACGACGCGCGCCAAAACAGCCGAAGAAACGGAAGCGCCGAAUGCCUCGCUCCGACUCCUCCGCCUCACCAAUACCCUCGCGGGGCCGGUCUCCGCGAACUUCGGACGCGCCUUUUCCUUCACACACUUCGAAUCCUCUCGGCGCGGGAGACGACGGCACGAGCAUGACUCGGACGACGAGAUGAAGCCCCUGAACCUUGACCUGGGCCAGUCGGCGUCGGUGUGGUCCCGCGCUGAAGACUUCUGGCACGCCGUCGGGUGGGCGUUCAAUUGCUCGGUGCUGCACCCGGAGCGGUGGAAGAGAUGGUGUACCUGGUUGGAAUUCAUGUGUGAGGUCAUGGAAGAUGAUUGGGAGGAAAGAAAGCGUCUGCACUCUGCGUCUACAAAGGAGGAGGGGGAGAAGUUAUCCAAGGAUGAACCUAAGAUCCUCCAGGAUAGCUUGAUUGUCCGAUACAUCGAAGAAGGGAGUUCAGGGUACGGCAAGAACCGACGCAUCAUGCGGGCCAUAUUUGCGGAUGGGAGUACCAGCUCCGUUAAUGAAUUCCGCGAGGUGUUCCACAAGGAACUCAAGGAACUCAAGCAGCCGAAAGGCGCCACCGAGAAUAUCAAAAAGCGAGAGGUGGAAGUCAACAUCGACGAGGAGAAGUACGGAGAUUAUCUAAACAACGACAACGACGACGGCGGGUCCUCCCAAGACGAAACCAACCCGACUGCCACCAAAGGCAGCAAACGGCCCACGCGACAGACAAAACGUCCUCGUCGCGGCACAAGAUCUAAACCGGACCCGUCUGCCAACGAGGACGCCCAGACAGCGGCCCAUCUACACAGCGGCGUGGACCAGCUCGGGAGCCUGCCAUCACUCGCUCUCCGACAACGUCUUCUUCACUUGCUCUCCACCGUCUCGCAGCAUCUACCCGCCUCGUUCAUCAACCUCGAAGAACUGUACCACCUCUUCGUCGAGAAUAUACGACACCUCCCGCUACCGAUCUUCCAAGCCCUCGUCAGCCCCUCUGUGCUGCCAAACUUCCUCCCCGCCGCGAAAACCACCCUCUGCGAAUGUCUACUGUUCCGGAUGCGCGAGAGCGGCGCCCCCGUCACGGACGAGGAGUAUCUCAACCAGGCCAAGCUGGCGCAGUGCUUCCUCCCUUACGCAGCCAACACGGCCAGUAUCGUCGACAACGCCAAGGUGUCUGUCGCGCUCGAGUCCCUCCUGAUUCUCCUCGCCGAUAACAAUCUACUGAAAGUCACCCCGCAGCUGCAAAACGCCGUGGAAGAGGGGAUCAAGGCGCGCGCUAGGAAAACGCAGGUAGAGACCAGACGGAGUCAGAAUAGCCGGAAACUGGAGAGUAUCGAGUGGUCCUGGUUGAUUGAAAGUGGGGAGAGAUUAAGGUUCUUGGUGUAUGAGAUUUUGCCAAUGGCGAGUGCCAGUUCCGUGUGA
This is a messenger RNA of Aspergillus melleus, 1725 nucleotides long. RefSeq lists its product as uncharacterized. The record is from RefSeq and is a predicted model, not a curated record. Bases 1 to 1725 code for a protein of 574 amino acids. NCBI's taxonomy places the organism in Eukaryota, Fungi, Ascomycota, Eurotiomycetes, Eurotiales, Aspergillaceae. The transcript has a single exon.